This is a messenger RNA of Klebsormidium nitens, 1041 nucleotides long. NCBI's taxonomy places the organism in Eukaryota, Viridiplantae, Streptophyta, Klebsormidiophyceae, Klebsormidiales, Klebsormidiaceae. The record is from the annotation of a GenBank genome assembly.
AUGAGCAAAGCAUCUGUCAGGAAGCACAUGAACUUCAGAGACGCACUGGAAAGGCGCCUUUUUCAAACCCCCCUAGAGUUGGCAAACAGCAAGGAAGAGAUGGAAAUUGGCGGUCCGCGCUACUUGGGCGAUCCAAGCCUCGGGGACCUCGACGCGCACAGCCUCUCGCAGGCCUUCCACCGCAUGCGCAUCCAGCAGCAGGUGGCGCUCCAAACCGAGCGCAUCCUGGCCCUGAGAACUCCCCCCGGGGGGAUCUCCAGGGCAGAUUACGCGGGCUGGGAGACGCCCUCGCCGCCGCACACACCGAUCGGGGGAUUUCACCGGGCGGAAAGUCCUGUCUCACCGUUUGUGAAGAGUCUUGGAAUGGGAGGAGGGAGCACUUCGCCUCGCUCUGUGGUGGACGCGCAUGUUGCGGAGGCGUAUAAGAAGCUGUUUGGGGAGGAGCCUUUCGGCAGGGACGUCGCCAGUCCGGGGAUUCGCGGGAGAAGCGCGCCAGGUCCCACCGAUGCCGUCCCCAGCCUGUCUCUGCCCCCGGCGCAAGUCGACCUGUUCCUCCACAACCAGCUGAUUCUGCGCGAGCUGCUGCUGCGCGACCCCGCGCGCGCGGCCGCGCUCCUGGGCGGCCUCGGCUCGCCCAAACCCUCAACCCCUGGGACGCCACGUGGGCUGGAUGCCGCCGGCAAGCUGGGGCAGCCGCAGGCGCAGAACAGUUUGUACAAGACGGAGCUGUGCCGGUCAUGGGAGGAGACCGGGGCGUGCCGCUACGGGGCCAAGUGCCAGUUUGCGCAUGGCAGGGAGGAGCUUCGCGAGAUUCAGAGGCACCCCAAAUACAAGACCGAGAUCUGCCGCACGUUCAGCACCAACGGCACGUGCCCCUACGGCACCCGCUGCCGCUUCAUCCACGGCUCCGCCCCCCCGAAAAAGGACGCGCCGCUCGCGCGCAGUUCUUCGGGCGGCAGACGGUUGCCCAUCUUCGCGACCCUCGCGCCCGAGGCCGCGGCCGCGGCCGCGGCUGCGGCGGCUGCGCCCAUCAGGGGCUAA